This is a messenger RNA of Lactuca sativa (garden lettuce), 2018 nucleotides long. Its product is annotated as UDP-glycosyltransferase 85C1. Gene Ontology annotation, molecular function: quercetin 3-O-glucosyltransferase activity; quercetin 7-O-glucosyltransferase activity. The record is from RefSeq and is a predicted model, not a curated record. Lineage: Eukaryota; Viridiplantae; Streptophyta; Magnoliopsida; Asterales; Asteraceae.
UCCAGAAAAAACACAAGAAUUUGUAUUCAUAUAUGCUACGAAAUCUACAACAUGAACUUUCUACAAUCUGAGGGAAUAGUCAUCGGUGGCAUCGAUCAACAAUUUUGCCGGAACAUUGUUUUUGUCUAUGCUUAUUUAGCAAUUGUUGGCACUUAGCUGUCUAUAUCUGAAUCGUAUACAUAACACUAAUCGAAUAUCCACAAUCGUUACAUUAUAAGUUUAUUAUACUUAGGUAAUUAAGCACAUGUUUUCACCUUUAAAUAUUCAAAUCAAUAACUCAAACACCAAAAGCACAAAAAACCAUGUCCAAACAAGAUUAUCGAUGCCACCAAUGCCUACAUUAAGUUUCUCCUAAUGACACGUAUAUUAAUAUAACACCUUUCAGGCUUUCAUAGCACCCAAAAACACACGGUAACUCCCCGCAGCUAGAGAUGGACCCAGAGUCCAGAAUUGAUGAGAAGAAGCCUCAUGUGUUGUUUAUACCAUUUCCAGCACAAAGCCACAUCAAGUGUAUGCUCAAACUAGCAAGACUUCUGCACCACAAGGGUCUUCACAUAACCUUUGUCAACACCGAGUCAAGCCACAACCGCCUUCUCAAGUACGGUGGGUUGCAUGGUCUAGACACGGCUCCUGGUUUUCAGUUCAAAACGGUUCCAGAUGGCCUCCCUUCUGAUGAUGACACUGAACUAAAUCAAACAGCAGAGGCAGAGCGACUCUUCGUGUACCUUUCGACCAAUUUCUUGGGUUCCUUUCUUGAUCUUGUAGCUCGACUUGAAAGUCCACCAACUUGUAUUAUCUCAGAUGGUUUCAUGACUUUCACAGACACUGUUAAUGCUACUGCUGAAAAGCUCAAGAUCCCGAUCAUCCUUUACUGGACCCUUGCAGCUUGUGGAUUCAUGGCCUAUUACCAGACUAAAGUUCUGACUGACAAGGGACUUCUCCCGCUUAAAGAUGAAAGUUAUUUGAAUAACGGGUACAUUGAUACCCUUAUAGAUUGGAUUCCGGGAAUGGAAGGAGUCCGUUUUAGGGAUCUACCCAAACAUAUGUUAGCCACAAGCGCCGAUGAUCCUGCAUAUAAUUAUCUGUUGGAAUCAGCUAGGACAGCCGAUAAAGUUUCACACGUGAUCCUCCAUACUUUCGACGAAUUAGAAGCUACUCUUGUCAAAGAACUUAAAUCAAUAUUUCCACGAAUCUACACAGUUGGACCUCUACAGUUACUUUUGAACCAGACCAACCAGACUAAAAGCUCAAGUUUUAAUGGCUAUAGCUUGUGGAAUGAAGAACCCGAGUGCAUCGAGUGGCUCGAGUCGAAGGAACCAAACUCUGUGUUGUAUGUCAACUUUGGAAGUUUAGCAGUAAUGUCUCUACAAGAGUUACUAGAAUUAGGUUGGGGACUUGUUAAUAGCAACCAUUAUUUUCUUUGGAUAAUCAGGACUGAUAUGGUUGACGGGGGAUCAGCAAUUCUACCAUUGGAAUUUGAGGACGCUGUUAAAACGAGAGGUUUUAUUGCAAAUUGGUGUUCACAAGAAGAGGUCCUGAACCACCCUUCGGUUGGUGGGUUUUUGACUCACGGUGGUUGGGGUUCGGUGAUCGAGAGCCUGUCAGCCGGUGUGCCGAUGUUAUGUUGGCCAGUUUCUCAUGACCAAAUGGUUAACUGUCGGCAAAUGUGCCAGAAUUGGGGGGUCGGAAUGGAGAUCGAGAGGAAUUCAAAGAGAGAUGAAGUUGAGAAGCUUGUAAAGGCGUUAAUGGAGGGAAUUGAGGGUAAGAGAAUGAGAAAGAAGGCCAUGGAGUGGAAGAAAAUGGCGGAAAUCGCUACAGAUUGUAAUGGAUGUUCAUCUUUGAAUAUCGAAGAUCUUGUUAAUGAAAUCACAAACAUGUCAACAAACUAGAUACCCAAUAUUUGUUUACGAUUCCACAUGUGUAAGUGUGUAUCAAAUAAACAGAGAAGAAACUAGACUUAAUUUGCAUUUGUUACACAUGAUAUUUAGGAAAGGAUUGGAUUAAAUUGGACUCGAUAA